Messenger RNA from Coniophora puteana RWD-64-598 SS2, 1871 nucleotides. RefSeq lists its product as uncharacterized. The transcript is spliced from 6 exons. The record is from RefSeq and is a predicted model, not a curated record. The coding region runs from base 12 to 1064 and encodes 350 amino acids. NCBI's taxonomy places the organism in Eukaryota, Fungi, Basidiomycota, Agaricomycetes, Boletales, Coniophoraceae.
CCGUCUCGGUGAUGACCUCCCUAGUGCCUUCCACAGACCUGUGGCUCGAGCGCUCUCGUCUCGAUGGCAUGAUCAUUGGGGCGGUCUCAUAUGGUAUCUUCGUCAUUCUCUCGUACCAAGCGGGACGCCAGGUCCUGCGCAGACCGCGCUUUGGCGCGGUUCGCCCUCAAAACCGCAAGCGCAUAUUUGUGUACAUCGUCACCACCUUCGUCCUCGCUACCAUCGGCUUUGCGGGCAAUGUCAAGUACACCGAGAUGAUUUGGAUAGACCUCCGAGAUACCCCAGGCGGACCGUCGGCGCUCAUCAUAAAUGAGCUCCAGUACUGGGUGAAUCUCAUGGCGCUAGCGUGCUACUACGUAAUGGAAUGGUUCAUGGAGGCACUGCUGCUAUGGCGGUGCUUCAUCGUAUGGAACUACUCCAAGCCAAUCAUCGCAAUCAUGACGACUCUGUUCCUCACCAUGGUCGCCAUGUCCAUCUGGGUUCUCGCCCAAUCGAGCGGCGUCGUGUUCUACAACGCCAACGGCCAGCUCGCGUACCUCGUCAUCCAGGUCGGCAUCACCGUUAUCUACACCGUACUCGUCGCGGGCCGCAUCUUCGCUAUGCGCAAACGCGUCGCGACACUGCUCGGGUGGGAGUCGACGCGCUUGUACGACACGCUCGUGCUCAUGAUUGUCGAGAGCGCGGCACUGUACUCCGUCGUCGGCAUCAUCUUCAUCUUCUCGUUCGCGUUUCACUCCAAUGUAUCCAAUCUGGUCUUUUUGGACAUCAGCCACGUCCAGGGCAUCGCACAGCUGCUGAUCAUCAUUCGCGUCAUGGAGGGCCGCUCACUCGCGGAAGACUCUUGGGACGCCGGCAAGCGCGCGACGUCUCUGCAUUUCCGGAACACCGACGGCUUCGACCAGGCGCAAACUCUGCAAUUACCAGAACUCACACGUACGGAACAAAGCGGCGAGACAGACAAGUUGCCGUCGACGUCGACAUCACAUAUCCGGCCGGCUAGCGAGGUUAGCACGGGCUGUUCAAAAGUGCCAGCGUCUAGGCUAGUAGACCCUCACGGCGCCUAAAAGGCGAAUCCUUCGCCGUUGGAUGCACGAUCCAUGCACUGGCUUCGGAUGACAAUAAUAGAUAAGACUAUGAAUCACCCUUUGAGGCCGUUAUUGUUCUUAUGGACCUUGACUACUCACAAGGCAGCCGAUGCCACGCUGUUACUUAUCGAGUGAUACCUUAUUUAUGACCUGUAGCACUAAACCAUGCAUCACUGCCGCGUUGCCAGAUUACCCAAUGCUACUACGGAGGUCCUAGACGUACUCACCACUACGGCCCUAUACAUGAUUUCAUUAUGACCAUUACUCUCUUCGUGUGAGGCUGCAUCAAACGAGCCAUCCCUCAGCCCGAGCUUUAUCCAACGCCUUCUCAAACCCCCCAUCCUCCUGCUCGAGCACCUUCCACCCGUCCACAUCCUUCCUCCCGAGCUUACACAGCUUCUUCCCUCCCUCCCCCUCCUCCACACCCCUCCUCACAUACAAAUGCGGGAACGUCCCCUCCUCCGGCCGAUCCCCACACACAUGCGUCUCGGGGUGGUCCCACUGCACGCGUCCGUCCGGCCGCUGCGUCAGGGGCGCGUACGGGAGGCGGAGGACAUACACGCGCGCGUCGGACGCGAAGAACCGCUUGAGCGUGUUGGGCACCUGCGCGGCGGUGCUGAAGUGGAUGAAGCCCGAGCUCGUGUCCACCGCGCUGUCCGCGAGCACCCAGUCUGUGCUGUCGAGCUCGGACGCUGAUUCGGUGGGCAUCCCGGAUGGUGGGACGAGCUUGUAGAUAUGCGUUGGCUCGGCGAUCGGGGCCAUAAUAUUGACGAUGAUAGGUGGGAC